GCCACUAUGUCCAUUCUAUGCUGUCAGGCUGUUGCGUCUUCGUAAAAAAUUGCCAACUGGAAAUUUUUGGAGUUGGGCUAGCAUUUUGAAACCACAUCUAGUUGGAGUUCUAGUUGAAAAUCUUGGUCACUUUGGUAACGUGCACUAUUGGUGUGGUCUUGAGUGGUGCUGCCUCUUCCGUUUAUGGGAUCUAGAUUUGUUCUUGCUUGCAUCAUCAUAAAAGUGUUCUCCGCAAGUGGGAUUAGCUUUAGCAUGGGGCAGUAACAAGGGCGACAGAUUCAUCAUCUUGAAAAUAUUCUGGUACCUUCGUCUUUUUGAAAGGCUUUCUGGGACAAACGUUUUCAAGAACAGUUACUGCAGUGUCACUUGUCGAUCUCGAAGCCUUUUGAGCUGAACCAAUUGUCUGUCUUUGAACGAAUCGAGAAGAGGCCAAUUUCUAAAUUUUUCUGCUUUUGAAGGCCAAUUGUCAGAAGCAAAGAUGCUGAACCAGGGGGCUGUAAUGAUCUUCACGGGGAUCUGUGGGGCAUUAGUGAUCAUGGCGGUGGCCUACUACGCCUACUGGUCGGUGAUACUAAGUGAAGGGCCGUGUAAAAGAGGGUUGUAGAGAAGAGCCCACCGUGGUGUGUGUGUGUGUGUGUGUGGGUGGGAGUGUGUGUGUGUGUGUGUGUGUGUGGAAGGGGCUCUCAGUCAUGGGUGUGGUAACGUGGCUGAAGAGCCUGUUCAUCCUGCAGCUUUUGAUUGGCUUUGUUUUUGUGGUGAGCGGCCUAAUUAUCAACUUCACUCAGCUGUGCACCUGUGUGCUGUGGCCCAUCAACAAACAGCUCUACCGCAAGAUCAACACCAGACUCGCCUACUCUCUAUGGAGCCAGUUGGUGAUGUUGUUGGAAUGGUGGUCUGGCACAGAUUGCACGCUGUACACAGAUCAGGCCACGGUGGAUAAGUUUGGUAAAGAGCAUGUCAUCAUCAUCCUCAACCACAACUAUGAGAUUGACUUCCUGUGUGGCUGGACCAUUUGUGAGAGAUUCGGCGUGCUGGGGAGCUCCAAGGUCCUGGCUAAACAUGAACUGCUGAAAGUGCCUUUGGUGGGCUGGACGUGGUACUUCCUGGAAAUCGUGUUCUGCAAGAGGAAGUGGGAGGAGGACAGGGAAACUGUCUUCAGUGGGCUGAACCGUCUCAAAGAUUACCCAGAAUACAUGUGGUUCCUGCUGUACUGUGAAGGAACAAGGUUUACAGAAAAGAAACAUCAGAUAAGCAUGCAGGUGGCUGAGAGUAAAGGCCUUCCCAAACUGAAGUACCACCUGCUGCCCCGCACCAAAGGAUUCACCACUACACUGCAAUGCCUGAAGGGAACAGUAAAUGCUGUGUACGAUGUCACGCUGAACUUCAAAGACAAGCAGAACCCCACCCUGCUGGGCAUCAUUAAUGGGAAGAAAUACAAAGCAGAUUUGAGCGUCAGACGUUAUCCUGUUGAAGAGAUUCCUGAUGAUGAAAAGGAGUGUGCUCAUUGGUUACACAAGCUGUACCAAGAGAAGGAUGCACUGCAAGAGUAUUAUCAGAAGGAGGGCUGUUUCCCUGGUCCUACCAUUAAACCUAAACGUCGAGUUUGGACACUGCUGAAUUUCUUGUGCUGGGCUACAGUCCUGCUCUCUCCGCUUAUUAACUUUGCCUGGGAUGUCUUUGUCAGCGGCUCUCCCCUUCUCAUCAUUGGCUUCAUGAUCUUCCUCAUUGUCGCUUCUUUAGCUGUCCGCCGACUCAUUGGAGUAACUGAAGUAAAGAAAACAGGAUCCAGCUAUGGCAAUAUAGAGGCCAAGAAAGACAACUAAAAGUUUUCAUCGUGUCAACACCAUGUGGCCACUUUAACACUUACUCUGCAGUCAAGCCUUAGGCACUGAGCUGUCCUGUGUGCAGUUAUCCUUUUACAAAAUAAUAAUAAUAAUAAUAAUUUAAAAAAAAUACAAAUUUAAAUCUCUUCAAUGCAGCAUUGGGGGUAUAUAGGGAUAUAACUGUAGACAUAACUUAAUAUGCUAGUGUAUAAACAUGAUCAUUUUUACGAGCUAAAUGGGAAAUAGAAAAUAAUAUUAAAUGCUCAUCAACUGUGGAUUGGUGGCGACAUACUCGCCUCCUUGGGCAAAAAAGAAGAGAUGACCCUAUCAUUGACAUUUUCCCUUCUGUUUUACACCACCCCUUUCAAUGCAUAACACCCCGCCCAUCAAGGGUUUUAACAGCAAAAUUUUCCCAAACAAACCACCACCUAGUGGGGAAAGCCCACUUUGUGUGCUAGAGAUUUUUGUUCUCAGUUAAUAUUUAUAUUCUACUGAAGAGGACACAUUGCAUAUAGUCUGUCCGUUGCAACAUUUCCAUGUCUCCACCUAAAAUGCCUCCCUGUCACUAAUUAUUUCUUUUAACUUUGUGUGAAACAUGCAACACUCCUGCUCUGCCACGUUCACAUAUGGUCAAAUCUUCACUCGGACUGAUUUUCUACUAUCAGAAUUUCACUUCACGUGAAAACUGAGCAUGCUGCAGAGGAGACACUCCUUAGCCAGGCCAGCUAUUUAGAGAUGAGGCAGGCACACCAUGGCCUCUUACAAUGACUGCUUUGGACCUUUUUUAUAUCUCUUGUUGGUGGAGUGAUGGUGGUGAAAACUUAAAUUUUGUGACCAAUAUUGCAAUAGAAAUAUAUAGAAAUAGACUGAGCAGGGUUUCUAAGGAAAAGCAUGUCUUUUAUUCUGUCAUAACUUCUGUAACUACUCCCCUUUUUGAAAACUAUCCUCACAGUGGGGUCUUAACCCACUUUGCCUCCAAUUAAUUAUUGGAUAUCGAAUAUUUUGAAUGAGGGAGAUGGCUUUUUACCAAUGUACACUUAACUCAUGGAUUUUAGAGUCCCCAAUGUUGUCUACCCAAUUAAAGUUCCAUUGACCAUGAUUUAUAUACCCACCCUCUCUAUCCAUAACCUAUGAAAUAUUGGGUUGAAGAGUGAGGUAUUAAGAAUGUAGCUGAAAGACCAAGUGAAAAAAUUAUAAAUCAUGUCAAUAAAAAGAUUGUGAAAAAUGUUUAGUGUGACAACUAUUGACACUAAUGACUGCUAAUGGCAAGUUGGGUUGUAAAUAAACUCUAGAACUUUU
Myxocyprinus asiaticus (Chinese sucker) is the source of this 3122-nucleotide messenger RNA. RefSeq names its product 1-acylglycerol-3-phosphate O-acyltransferase 3 (gene agpat3). Gene Ontology annotation, molecular function: 1-acylglycerol-3-phosphate O-acyltransferase activity. The transcript has 10 exons. Gene Ontology annotation, cellular component: endoplasmic reticulum; endomembrane system. NCBI's taxonomy places the organism in Eukaryota, Metazoa, Chordata, Actinopteri, Cypriniformes, Catostomidae. The coding region runs from base 690 to 1823 and encodes 377 amino acids. The record is from RefSeq and is a predicted model, not a curated record.